Mya arenaria is the source of this 1477-nucleotide messenger RNA. RefSeq names its product GTP-binding protein RAD-like. The record is from RefSeq and is a predicted model, not a curated record. Gene Ontology annotation, molecular function: GTPase activity; GTP binding; calcium channel regulator activity. The transcript is spliced from 4 exons. NCBI's taxonomy places the organism in Eukaryota, Metazoa, Mollusca, Bivalvia, Myida, Myidae. Gene Ontology annotation, cellular component: plasma membrane. The coding region runs from base 63 to 1313 and encodes 416 amino acids.
GCGUGUUUGGUAAUAUAAUUACAACAACUUAAUUGAAUUUCUUAGAAAGGGCAAUACGUGGCAUGGAAUUGGCAGAACUGUGUCGUUUAUCAGACAAAUACGCGAUGGAAGAUAAAUCAGUAAGGCCAAAGGUAGUUUUAGAACGGAAAGGACUAACAUACACACGGUCUAUACGAAAGAAAGGUGAAAAACGACCUCAAAGAAGUAGAAGUAAAAGUUUGCCCUCUAUCGCCAUAACCUUACCCACCAAAGCCUUUCCCCAUGCAGACUACGACACAUCACUAGCAGACAUUAUUCAGAAUUCAGACUGUAUCCCCGAGGAGUUGGAGCAAGAUAGUGGCCGGAUCAGGCAGUUCAGCACGACAAUGAAGGGCCUAGUAAACAAAGGAGACUUGUGUAAGGACAGCCGGCGUGAUAGCGGAUGCUCAACUACUAGUUACCGCCGUCUUAGUUCUAUUUCAAUUUCUAGUGUUUGCGGAAGCUACGGUCGUCGGGAUAGUGUCUAUACGGAGGACCAGAAGCGUCGGAACAGUUCAUUUGCAUCCACCUAUUGCACGCCUGUACGACGGACAAGCUGCAUCACUGCGCGGGAGUGCCGCCGACUCGGGUUGGCGGCGGGGUUCGGUCUAGACAGUUCACAAGAGUCAGUUCUGGACGAGUGUCCGUCCGAGUACAAGGUGCUCGUAAUAGGGGGGUCUGGAGUCGGAAAGAGCGCCAUUGUGAGUCAAUUUACCACCUCAGAGUUUUUGGGAGCCAGCGACGUUCAAACAGACGCUGUUGAGCAGAGGACAAGCGUCUCGGUGAUCCUGAAUCAGGAAGAAUCUGUGCUCGAGCUUAUCGAGGAAAACAGCCUGGCUAACCUGAAUGACGCGGGCAGCGAAAAGGAAGUUGACGCCUUCAUGCUCGUGUACUCAUGCGCGGACCGAGGCUCCUUCCGGUCUGCCCAGGUUGCACUAAGACGACUACGCGAAGAGACGGGACGUGGCAAGCCGGUCAUGAUUGUCGCCAACAAGGUGGACCUCGCUAGGAAACGCCAGGUUUCCCAGGACGAGGGUAAGAACUUGGCGAACUCCUACAACUGCAAGUACAUCGAGACAUCGGCGGCCCUGAAUCACAACGUGGACGAGCUGUUGGCAGGCGUUCUAUCCCAGAUCCGGCUCCUGCAGUGCGGACAGUUUGCCGCACAGUUGGCCACGCAGCCGGUCAAGAAGCUCAAGCAGAAGGGCCUCACAGGAACCCUAAAGACUGCACUCCGGGGCGUGUUCGGUAUGAAACAGAAAGUCUCAAGCUGCGAGAACCUCUACGAAAUUUAGUGAGAACUGUUAUUAGGCGCUGAUUUAGGAAAUUCUUAAAAGAGAUGGAUGGCGAAGGUAUUGGUGUCGUCAAAAAUAAGUCCAAAACAUGACUAUUACGAAUGGACACCGAUCAAUUAUUGCGCAAUGCAAUGUGAGGGAAACUUGAUGGUGGUGUAAAAAAG